Molecule: messenger RNA, 1692 nt
Organism: Gymnodraco acuticeps
Lineage: Eukaryota; Metazoa; Chordata; Actinopteri; Perciformes; Bathydraconidae
Gene: gmds
Product: GDP-mannose 4,6-dehydratase
Exons: 11
Coding region: 140-1255 (371 amino acids)
Biological process (GO): GDP-mannose metabolic process
Molecular function (GO): GDP-mannose 4,6-dehydratase activity
Source: RefSeq, a predicted model, not a curated record
CGUACUUUGAUUUGUGACAGCGGCGUGUAGUUUGGUUACGGAAGUUGAGGAGGGUCGUUGGUAAACUGUGAACACUCUGCACUGACAGGUUUUUCAGGACGUUGUUGCAGCAGACAGUAAACCUUUUUGACGAGAAGAGAUGGCCCUGUGCUCCGAGCCUGCUAGCGUUAGCUCCGAGGUGAAAGGAGAGCUGAAGAAGGAGAGGAAAGUGGCCGUUGUCACCGGCAUCACCGGACAGGAUGGUUCCUACCUGGCUGAGUUCCUGCUUGCUAAAGGCUACGAGGUUCAUGGUAUUAUGCGACGCUCCAGCUCUUUCAACACGGGUCGCAUUGAGCAUCUCUACCAGAACCCACAGACACACACCGAAGGCAACAUGAAGUUGCAUUAUGGUGAUCUGACGGACAGCACGUGCCUGGUGAAGAUCAUCAACCAGGUGAAGCCGACGGAGAUCUACAACCUGGGCGCUCAGAGUCAUGUCCAGAUCUCCUUUGAGUUGGCUGAAUAUACCGCUAAUGUGGACGGCGUAGGUACGCUUCGUCUCUUGGACGCCGUGAAGACGUGCGGCCUGACCAACACCGUGAAAUUCUACCAGGCCUCGACCAGCGAGCUGUUCGGCAAAGUUCAGGAGAUCCCUCAGACGGAAACCACGCCCUUCUACCCUCGCUCACCUUACGGUGCUGCCAAGCUCUACGCUUAUUGGAUCGUGGUGAACUUUAGAGAGGCCUACAACAUGUUUGCUGUCAACGGGAUCCUCUUUAACCAUGAGAGCCCGAGGAGAGGUUCAAACUUUGUGACGCGUAAGAUCAGCCGUUCUGUGGCAAAGAUUCACCUCGGCCAACUGGAGUGCUUCUGCCUGGGCAACCUGGACUCCAAGAGGGACUGGGGCCACGCCAAAGACUAUGUGGAGGCUAUGUGGCUGAUGCUGCAAGAGGAGGUGCCAGAAGAUUUCAUCAUAGCGACGGGGGAGGUGCACAGCGUGAAGGAGUUUGUGGAGAAGGCCUUCAUACAUUUGGGGAAGACAAUAGUGUGGGAGGGGAAGGAUGAGAAGGAGGUUGGCCGUUGCCAGGAGACAGGAGUGGUACAUGUCAAGGUGGACCCUAAAUACUUCCGUCCUACUGAAGUGGACUACCUACAAGGCGACAGCACCAAAGCUUUCCAGAGGUUGGGUUGGAAGCCAAAGGUCACUUUUGAGGAGCUGGUGAAGGAGAUGGUGGAUGCUGACGUCCUGCUCAUGAAGAAAAACCCAAACGCCUGAGUCCAAAUCAGUCAUUCCAUCCAUUUUAGCACUCCAGUUCCAAACGUGGCGGGAACAUGCUGUAUUUUUAUCUUGGUGACAUUUCCAAAUGAAGUAACUGAGUCUUUGUUGAGAAUUAACGUAACCUUUCAUUGCAGUCUUAUGUCUAUUUCGUUAAAUGCAUUCUAUGAUUUCUAGUCAUCAUGUCAUUUGAAUUCCAUUUUGUUAUCAUGUAGCAGGGAUGCCUUUUAUAUUUCCACAAUCAUUUCCACAUUUUAAGGGUUUAUUUUGAUUGUAAUUGAUUUACAUCAGUGAAAUAUGUUGUUUCUGACAGAGGAUGAAACGGCAGAAAAUAUAAAUGACUGAAAUAAUGAAGUUUUUAUCUCUUUUUGGAAAAUACAAUUGAUUGUCUGACAUUCAAUGAACACAUGUUUCAUUAAAUAAAGAUUGGUCUUUUA